This is a messenger RNA of Ochotona princeps (American pika), 2332 nucleotides long. RefSeq names its product reticulon-3-like. Gene Ontology annotation, cellular component: postsynaptic density; neuron projection. The record is from RefSeq and is a predicted model, not a curated record. Lineage: Eukaryota; Metazoa; Chordata; Mammalia; Lagomorpha; Ochotonidae. Gene Ontology annotation, biological process: neuron differentiation; endoplasmic reticulum tubular network formation; brain development. The annotation marks the transcript as partial. The transcript has a single exon.
UUGACCAUAGAGGAAUUGCACUCUAUUGGUUCUAAUGAGCCACCUGCAGAAAUUAUGGCUUCUUCGUGUAUUUCAUCUUCUGAAACAUGUAACACUGAUCUUACAACAUUCCAUGGAGAAGGCGAGGUGUUAGGUGGCCAUCCUGUUUUAGCCCACGAAGACAAGGCCCACUGGGCUCUUCCAGCCCCGAGGGAGGUGCCCAAGCCUCAGGGGACCAGCAGUUGUGGAGCAGAUGCCCCUGGCGCUCAUCGCGACCACCCUUCCAUUCCAGUCAGUUCCCAAGAACGCCCUGCUCUUCUCUUAAAAGAAGUUGGUCAAUUGGAACAGCAAAUAAAGACAGAUGAGUCUGAGAAGCUGAAUGAGGUAGCAGAGAGGAAGGCUGCAGUUGAAUCGGGUUCUGGUGGCAGGUUCACUUUGCUAACAGCUCAGACACCACCCGCCGCCUGCUCCCUGUCACCGUCGGAAGCUUCAGGGGGUGGCAGUAUGGAAAAAGAUUCGCCUGGAUCACCAUUCGAAGUCAUUCUUGACAAAGCAGCAUUUGACAAAGAAUUUAAAGACUCCUACAAGGAGAGCAUGAAGGCGUUCGGUAGCUGGGCAGGGCACGCGGAUGAAGAAUCACCUGCAGACAAGCUGGAGAGUGAUGACAAAGUGUUUCCCCUGCGGAGUGAAGAGGCAGGGCGUUACCCGGCCUCCGCACUGCUCGCCAGGCAGUUUUCACACACAACUGCCGCGCUGGAGGAGGUGUCUCGGUGUGUGAGUGACAUGCACAACUUCACUAACGAAGUACUGACUUGGGACUUGGAUCCUCACGUGAAGCAGUCGACGGACAAAUCUUCUGACCACAACACAAAAACAGGACCUGAUGUGAACAAAUGUCAGCCAGAUAUCCCAGUGGUACAUCUUAAAACUAAAAUUCACCAGAAAAUUCCUGUAUGUUCUUUCAGUGGGAACACUUCCAUCACUAAACCAACAGGUGAUGAUCUGGCAGAAAUAUCUUUGCCACAAGAAAACGCUAGGCCAGCCCAUGCCAGUUCUGUGAAGGACACGCGAGGCAGUGAGCAGAAACAGGACGACACACUUUCAGAGCUGUCCAGAUCUCCGUCGGAGAAACCUGUCCCUCUGGGUCCUGGAGCGGUUUUGCCUGAAGUAGACUGGCAGAACCCUGGGGUGGGAGAAGUGGCAGAGGCUGACAGCUCCGGGGAGUCCGAUGACACAGUGAUAGAGGACAUUGCAGCAGGUGCAUCAGCUGAAGAUUACAAAGUUCAGAUGGAAAGCCCAGGGUCCAUUCCAAGUGCUGUUGCAAACACAGGUGGGAGAGCUGUCCAAGAGCUUUCCGCUUGUCGGAGGGAAGGGAAGACCUCUGAGGACCCUGAAGAGGGGGUCUGCACCUCGGAGCCACAUCCGGCUCAGCCCCACGUGCCCGGGAGGAAGCUGCUUGGUGAGGUGGCCCCUUCCCAAGUACCCGAUGUGAGUGUCCCAGAGGAGGGUGGGAAGCCCUCGGGAAACGUGGCUGAAGCUGCUCCUCAAAUGCCUGUUACAACCGAGAAGCAAAAACUUCCUGUAGGAAUAUCAGCAAAAGUUUUUAGUGAGACAGAUGUGACAAGUUACACUUAUUCGACACCAUUCCUCGGGAAAGAUGUUAAAGACAUGGAUGAUUCUUCCCCAGAGGAUCUGAUCACAGCCUUUACUAAAACCCGAGGGAAGGGAACAGUAGGUGCAGGUGAGACAAAGGCCCGUGACUCAGCAUCACAGAAGACAACAGGCUGCAAAGCAUCCCUUCCCGCAGAAGCCUUGCCCGGAAGUGAGCCUGGUCCUUCUGAUGUGGAAGGCGUCAAACGCAGGCGCAGUGAACAAGCCGAAGGAGUGAGUGGGAGUAAGUGUCAGGAUGCUGUCCCAGCCCAGAGCGUCCCAGCAGCAUCUCCUGAUUUGGAGCAGGAGCAGCUCACGAUCCAAGCCCUGAAGGAGCUGGGGGAGAGACAGGCUGAGAUGUCAGCCGCCACGCCAGGUGAGGAAACGGCGCGGCGAACUGUGGCUCCAGGAGCUUGGCCACGGAGAUCCUGUGCCAUCCCGGAGCAAACAGGUGUCAGCCCUGCAUCUGGACCUGAUCCUGGGAUCCCCAAAAGGCCUGCUGUUACCCAAGAAGCUAGCAGGGUAGAUAAUGGUUCCAGCCUUAGCACGACUGAACUGGUAAACACGCAUGCCCUAGCGAGACUGCUGGCAGACUUCUCAGGUAACGACUCGCAGCAGAAAUCAUGCAUGUGGUUGAUUCUGUGCAGGCGUAGUUAUUAGGAUGCUAUUUUUCUGAGUCUCAGUUUUAAAUCUACAAAAUUAU